AUGGCACAGCGUGACAUUUGCAACAUUGGUUCCUCUUCAGAUGGUCCUCAAACGUCAUUAGAUAAAAAACAAGAUGAGCGCCAGUCAAAUCGGCAAUGUCUGUCUCAAGUAGUCAUCAAGAGCCAAAUCGAGCGCUCGGAUCGCAUUAGAGCUGUGCUUCAGUUCAAACACAACUUUGACGCGUCUUCUACAAGAGUCGCAGCUCAAAGUGCUGUUUUCCGAGCAAGAAAAGAUAAAGAAAAGGAGAAACAGGCUCAGAUGCAUCAAUUUUAUAUAGAACGAGGCCAAAAUCCUUACGAGGUCACAAGACGCAAUGAAGUACAGCGUCAAGCUCAGAAGGAACGAUCCCUUAUCGAAACGAAUAUUCAGCUUCGAAAAGCCAAUUUAUUAAAACGAAUUGAAGCUGAAAAUAUUCUUCAAAGGCAACGUGAAAAGGCAGAAGCUGAUAAUCAACGCUAUGAACGCAAAUACCAGCGUGAAAUGGGUCGAGCAGCGCAAGAGGAGCGCACUAAAGCGUACUUGCUGUCUCGCACGGGUAAAGAAUCGCUGGAUCCGACCGGGAAAUUAGUAAGAGUAUAUCCGUCUCAAGAGACUGAAUUGAAAGACCACAGCUUUGGACUCGGGCUGAGCGCUAUGCGUAGCCAACACCGACGUGUUAUUGCCAAUUUGCUCGCGAAACCAUAUCAUUCCGAAGCGAAGAUAAAUUCAAUGCUCCUACCACGACAGCAUAAUCAGCUAUCACAACAAAUAAAUGACGAACAUGGAGAGAGCAUAAUGACACCCAGUCAGGAACUGCAUCACGUCAACCGCGUUUCAACUUCGAAUGAUACCAUUAAAUUGCCUCUUAUAACGUCACACUGUCGUCAAGGUGAUUGGAGUGAAGAUCACCAUACAACAGAGCGCAAGCCGACACAUCAAAGUAAAUUGGAAAAGAAAUACUUAGAGGAAUCGCGACAACGACAAAAGGAUUCGAGAUUUGCGCAUCCGCAAGUUGUGUGGGGCAAAUUGUUCACUGGAAAUGCGUUUGUAGCGAAUCCACCGGUCCUUUGGUUUAAAGAUUUCGAUGUUAAGCGAGACCAUUGCCUUUCAUUCACGAUCACAAAUGUCUCUAACACGCUGAAUCAAUUUCGUCUAUUACCAUUGAAUGACGACGUAAACGAGCUGUUUCAUAUUGCAUAUAAAAGACCUGGUCGCAUGUCUGCAGGAAUGAGUUGCGUGUUGAAGAUGACAUUCACGGCUACAGAAUACAGAGAUAUUGAAACGACAUUAUCUAUCGCAUCGCCAACCGGAGUUUUUCAAAUACCUGUGAGAUGUACUUGCAAAAAAGCCGUGCCAGUAUUAACCCACCAUUUGGUGACUUUUCCUGACGUUGUUGCUGGAGAACGUACAACUGUCGCUUUGACACUUCGUAACGAUGGUGCUUUGCCAUUCGAAUAUCAAGUGCGUUGUUUGGAACCUUGGGCGAUCAAAACAGACAAUUUAGAGUGUCAUUCAGAUCUCGUGACUGGAAAUGCAAGCGGUAUUGAUGCUCUGGAUAAGAAAACGGAGGUUGACAUCACUCCCGACGGGUCAAUGGAGACUUUGAAGCAUAUUCGUGUAGACGAGAACGCGCAAGAUGAUAAUGGUGACCAAGUAAGUUCAAAUGAUGUGAAGUGCAAUGAACCAUCUCAACAACCAAAUUCUGAGGCAGUUGCUUGUACACAAUUCGAUGCAAUCGUUUCUGUUCGUGAAGACAAUAAUUGUACCGAUCAGCUUACAAUAGACGAGCAAGAAUUGAUGACUCGCGUCAUCGACUCAUCCUUGUGUACGGCUGAAGAUAUUCUUAAACCAAUUCAAUUCAAAAAGCAGGGCGUUGUUUCACCGUAUUCAACAAAAACGUUAUCGUUUACUUUUGCACCAAUGUCUGCCAUGAAGAUCGACAAUCGUUCUUAUAGCAUCGAUUUUCUAGCUCGCUCAUGCUCAGGAGCGCCAUUGGAGCUGUCAUCCAUUCCGAUAUAUGUGUCAGGUAAUGCCUUGCAAACUCCAAUUUAUGUUGCUCACUCCCGUCUGGACUUUAGAUGUUGCGCGUAUGGGAAACUUUAUCGUCAACAGCUUGUGAUCGGUAAUCGAGGCAAAGUUUCUGAGAAAAUUCGGGUUCAGCUACCAAAACCAUUGUUCAAUUAUGUUGAGUUAAGUCCAGAGAAUGGUUUUGUGCAAGCUUCAGCUGCGUCUCAAGAGGGAACUUUGGCCGUACAAGUGAAAUUUCGACCGCAAAAAAGCAUGUGGACGCAAAUUGAACGCGCUGGAUGGGGGUCUCGCAAGCUUGGAAUGUUAGUCGCGCCAGUGCGAAUUGUUGUGCCUGAUCAAAUUGUUCCUGUUACCGUUUUCAUCAUAGCAAGAUUAACUACACCUUCACUACGACUGAAUGUAUUGAACCAAGGCACCCUUAUGAGAGGGCUUGAGUUCGGGGCAUGUUGUGUUGGACACGGCGUCAGUCGCGAUCUUCUGAUCACAAACACGGCACGAGUUCCUCAGCGGAUUGGAGUGACGUCCGUCCCUAAAGAUGUGACGGUUGCCGACGCUAUUCAAGGAGUUUUGAUAACUUUACUUCCUGAAGAGCAGAGAAUUCUGCGUAUUGUGUACAUCCCGACUUCUCCAGGUGAUCUAGUAAGUGCCGAAACAAGUGUGGAGAUAAAGCCGCAGCUGACGCUCUGGUCCUCGACGUUCAAUGAAGAGUUUAAAGUGCCAUGUUCAGGUUACGGCGUUUUAAGUGAUCUGCGUUUCUCGCAUACAGUUGUCCGUCUCGAUGCCAUAUCGUUGCACCAGGUGCAAACGUGCAAUGUCGUCGUGACGAAUCAAUCCGACUGUCACACGAUGUUUUUUGAAUUGCUUGUCCCUUUUGAAGCUAAAUCCUUUUUCACUCUUUCGCCACUUGUGGCACGGCUGGAUCCGCACGAAACAAUACGUGUGGAGAUCGCAUUUAAACCUACUGAAGCCAUUUUUACACUGCCCGAAAAGUGUUUUUUUGCGCCACAGUCACAAGCAGGUGCAGCAAGUGAUUUACCAGUCGAUGCAGUUAGCAAUUGCUCAGACUUGAGUGCGAUGACUAAACAAAGUGAUCGCUCCAAACACCGAAGUUGCCACCACACGUGGAUAAUUUUAUGCAUUCAAAAACACGACCACGGCUCGGAUAAAAGACUAUCCAAAAAAACUGUCCCACUCCAAGCGCUUGAAGUUCGAACAACCGUUGUGGACCCUAUUUUGACUUCUUCAACGACUGUCCUUCAAUUCGGGCAAGUGGCAGUCGGGCAAACAGUAGUGCGCGAUUUGAUUUUAGAAACGACUCAAAGCGAUAGCGUGCAAUUGCGUGCUCAACCUUUGCAAGUUUUGGGAGCAUUUCGAAUAAUUGAAGCCCCCCGUGAUAUUUCGAACAGUCAAACGACAAGUCAGAUUCAAGUUGAAUUUAGCCCGUCUGAACCUAUCGUGUACGAAGAUGAGCUAGAGGUUUUAGCGCCUGGAGAGAUUAUUCGUGUGAAUCUUCGUGGUACGGGGAUAAAAUCCACUUUAUCCUUCACUCCUUCUGACGGAAAGGUGGAUUUCUCAGAUGUUUUGGCACGCACACGUCACGAAAAGGAUCUAGUUUUGACAAACGAAUGUGCGUUUCCGUUAGAAUUUUCAUUUGUUCCUUUGGAUGAAAAAGACACAGGAAUAGCUAAGCUGAUCACGUCGACGGGAUUACCAGUAUUCACUUUCUCUCCCACGAGCGGUUGUAUCCCCGAACAUGGGUCUUUAUCAGUGCGUGUUGUCUUUCAACCAGAUCGCGAGAAUACUGGUCAUUAUUUUCAAAGAUUCAGCAUUGAAGUUCCCAAUGAUAGUAAACAAUAUCUCAUCAGUCUCUCCGGACGCUGUUGGGAAAAUCAGCUCUAUGUAUUCGCUCCGACAGCAGCAACGAGAGGUGACGAUCUUGAGACGUCACCAUCAGUGAUCCCAGAACCUGUAGAAGAUCUUUUUGGUAUGCCACCAGAUCUUUCAUUAAGUCAGAUUCGGAAUGGUGGACUGUCAGAUCUAUUGACUUUGGAAUUACGCAAGCCACCAACCACUCUCGUCCUCAUUUUUGCGAGAGAUAAACACUUGCAGAGUGGCCGAGGAUCUCUAAUGGCUGAUGCCAUGACAAUCGAUACACAAAUCACAAAUACACUAUUCAUUGGAGGCACUAUGCCAAGUAAUGGAGGGUAUGACGGACAUAAAGAAGGUGUGAAAGGCACUACUAAUGGAUCGGCUGGCUCUUUCGAGCUUAUUGUGGACAAAGAUUCUCCUCACGCCAAAUUGUUUACAUUAGAACCAAUGCGUGGCUCGAUUAGUGCUGGACAGCAGCUAAAAGUUCAAGUGACGUUUAGUCCACCUACAUCUGCGCUUACAUUAAAUACAGCGAUGCCUCACUUUAGUGGCGCUACCUCGGAAACUUGGUCUGAGCUUGAUCUCGCGGAGUGGGUGGAGGUUCGAGUGCAGUGCCAUUUGAGGGGUGGAUCGUUGUGGCGCGCUUCAACGACGACGGGAGAGACCAUGCCACCUGUCGCUGGUAAAGGCCAGUCUAAGGUAAAUAAUGGAAGCUCUGACAAUGUGGAUGUACGGACUGUUUCAGUGGUCUUGCGGGCUUGUUUGGAGACAAUGGACAUGUAA
Plasmopara halstedii is the source of this 4659-nucleotide messenger RNA. RefSeq lists its product as uncharacterized. The record is from RefSeq and is a predicted model, not a curated record. The transcript has a single exon. Lineage: Eukaryota; Oomycota; Peronosporomycetes; Peronosporales; Peronosporaceae. Bases 1 to 4659 code for a protein of 1552 amino acids.